CUCUCCUUGCCUCGCUGCAGAUAAUUUCGGAUAGCAUUUUACGGCUCCCCUUCUCCCCCAGCUCCGCCUCCCCAAAUCGCAGCCGAAACCUCGGGGAAGCUCGCCUCCACAUCCAUGGCUUCAGCCGCGACCUUUCCGAAGCUCCAGCUUGGUCCGCGAUGCCACGGCUACUCCCAUCUUCAGGCGGCUGACCCGGUCCAUGUCCACAUGAAGAUUGGUGAUUCUUGCAAGUGCCCCAUGCCCGCCCAAGGGUUGCUUGUUUCUACCGGGAGAAGUGCAAGGCACACAUUCCUGCCGGUGUCGGCGGAUCGAUCAGGUCGGGGCGCAUCGGUCGCCGAGGCCGAGAAGACCGGGCUCUCGCUGGAUAGCUUCAAGACAACCGUUGUCAAACGCGACGACGAAAAGAUCCAUUUAAGAAUCGAGCUGCCCGGGAAGGAAACGCAGAAGGUGUUUGAUGCAGCCCUGACGAGCCUGGCCAAGGACGCGCCGCCGGUUCCAGGUUUCAGAAGGUCUAAGGGAGGGAAAACAUCAAAUAUACCAAGCAGCAUUCUCCUGUCGAUGCUCGGCAAGAGCCGGGUCACCAAGUUCAUCCUUCAGGAAAUACUCAGUGUCACCGUCGGCGAUUUCGUCAAGAAGGAGAACCUCAAGGUGAACCCUGAGAUCGCGACGACGCAGUCAGAAGGCGACCUGGAGUCGUCGUUCGCGCCGGGCUCGUCGUUCGGGUUCAAUGUGAUCCUCGAGCUGGAGAAGGAGCCUGACACCGAUGACGCCAUUGAUAUCGAGCUAUCGGACUCCAAGGACGCCCCUGACGUGAAGCAGUCCGACUCCGAAGAGCCUUCCGAAGAGGAGCCCCCCUCCUCCACCUGAUACUUCAGAGAGGAAAUGCCUCCGUGUAUUUAUUCCCUGGUGAAUGUGCUUCAGAUUCAGAAUAGCAUUAGCAGGCAAACAAUUGUUCAGAUAAAACACCAGAGAUGAUCUGCAGGUUGCGGGUGACACAUCACUGAAGAUGUGUGUGUAGCAGCACUGAACAUGCAGACACGUUAGAUUUGGGGAGACGUGGGCCCAUGAUGACAGCGCCGCAGCGCCGGGCUCCAGCGCAGCAAUGAUGAAAAACCCUAUCCAGUUUGUCU
Molecule: messenger RNA, 1130 nt
Organism: Triticum dicoccoides
Lineage: Eukaryota; Viridiplantae; Streptophyta; Magnoliopsida; Poales; Poaceae
Exons: 8
Coding region: 115-867 (250 amino acids)
Biological process (GO): protein unfolding; protein transport; 'de novo' cotranslational protein folding
Molecular function (GO): ribosome binding; peptidyl-prolyl cis-trans isomerase activity; protein folding chaperone
Source: RefSeq, a predicted model, not a curated record